Messenger RNA from Botrytis fragariae, 1116 nucleotides. Its product is annotated as putative peptidyl-prolyl cis-trans isomerase protein. The record is from RefSeq and is a predicted model, not a curated record. The transcript is spliced from 3 exons. Gene Ontology annotation, molecular function: protein binding; peptidyl-prolyl cis-trans isomerase activity. Gene Ontology annotation, biological process: protein folding; protein peptidyl-prolyl isomerization. Bases 1 to 1116 code for a protein of 371 amino acids. Gene Ontology annotation, cellular component: intracellular membrane-bounded organelle. NCBI's taxonomy places the organism in Eukaryota, Fungi, Ascomycota, Leotiomycetes, Helotiales, Sclerotiniaceae.
AUGUCUGCUGAAGGAACCAAACCCCGCAGUCGAGUCUUCUUUGACAUUUCCAUUGGAAAAGACCCUCAAGGACGAAUCACUUUCGAAUUGUACGAUGAUGUUACUCCCAAAACUGCAGAAAACUUCCGAGCUCUUUGCACUGGCGAGAAGGGUGUUGGAAAGGCCGGCAAACCUCUCUCCUACAAGGGUUCCGGUUUCCAUCGUGUGAUCAAGCAAUUCAUGAUCCAAGGAGGUGAUUUCACAGCUGGCAACGGAACUGGUGGAGAGAGCAUCUACGGUGUCAAAUUCGACGAUGAGAAUUUUGUAGAGAAGCAUGACAGACCUUUCUUACUCUCAAUGGCCAAUGCUGGUCCAGGAACCAACGGAAGUCAAUUCUUCAUUACAACUGUUCCAACUCCCCAUCUUGAUGGCAAGCACGUCGUUUUCGGUCAAGUCCUCAGUGGUAAAAACAUCGUUCGCAAAGUCGAGAACAUGCCAACUCAAAAUGGUGACAAGCCAAACAAGGAAGUCAUCAUCACAGACUGUGGAGAGCUUACCGGUGACGAAGCUGAAUCUGCCGAUGCAAAGGUUCCCGAUUCUACCGGCGAUACAUACGAAGACUUCCCAGAAGAUAUGUCAACUCCUCCCACCGCAGAAGAAACCGUCAAAAUAGUUACCGAUCUUAAGACCUACGGAAACGCCGCCUUCAAAGACAACAAGCUCCCUCUCGCCCUCGACAAGUACGAGAAAGGUCUCCGUUAUCUCAACGAAGAACCAGACGUUACUUCUUCUCCAGCCGAAACUUCUUCCACCCUCUCAGCUCUCCGUUUCACCCUUAAUAGCAACUCUGCCCUCCUCCACAACAAGCUUAAGAACUUCGCCGAUGCCGAACGUACCGCUAGCGCCGCUCUCGCAGUUUCUGGUACCACUGAUACUGAUAAAGCCAAAGCUCUCUACCGUCGCGCAAUCGCACACGUAGGACUUAAGAAUGAAGAUGAUGCACUAAAGGAUUUGGAAGAGGCCAACAAAUUGGUUCCCGGCGAUGCGGCUGUUGUUAAGGAAUUAUCGGCUGUGAAGAAAAAUGCAGCGGAGAGAGCUAAGAAAGAAAAGGCUGCCUAUAGCAAGUUCUUCGCUUAG